This is a messenger RNA of Oncorhynchus nerka (sockeye salmon), 2618 nucleotides long. RefSeq names its product E74-like factor 3 (ets domain transcription factor, epithelial-specific) (gene elf3). Gene Ontology annotation, molecular function: DNA-binding transcription factor activity, RNA polymerase II-specific; sequence-specific DNA binding. The transcript has 9 exons. Bases 251 to 1369 code for a protein of 372 amino acids. The record is from RefSeq and is a predicted model, not a curated record. Lineage: Eukaryota; Metazoa; Chordata; Actinopteri; Salmoniformes; Salmonidae. Gene Ontology annotation, cellular component: nucleus. Gene Ontology annotation, biological process: regulation of transcription by RNA polymerase II; cell differentiation.
GCAACAGGUACAUCUUUUACUUUAUAGAGAGAGAGCUAAAGGGAGAGAGAGAGAAGAAAUCGAGUUAAGAUUAACCGUGUACUGACAAGCUCUCUGAGUGAAUCCCGAACACCGGACUCUAAAUCAAACUGUGGAGUAUUAUCAUCGCUACCUGUUCAUCGCUACCUGUUCAUCGCUACCUGUUCAUCGCUACCUGUUCAUCGCUACCUGUUCAUCGCUACCUGUCGGUCGCCUCAGAAUCAGAUAGCCCAUGUCGUCUGCCAGUGAGCUGUGUAUGAUCCUGACCGACGCUAACAUGACCAUGUACCAGACUGGGAGCUCAGAGCCGCUGCAGCCCAGCCUCACCACUGUGUCUCUGCCCGCCGUAGGAGACCUGCUGCACCUCUCAGACCUUUCCUCAUGCAGUGCCAAUAUACUGGCUCAAUGGUAUGACCUGAACCCUCAGUACUGGAGCAAACAGAACGUUUUGGAGUGGAUCAGUUUUCACGUGGAGCGCAGUAAGUUUGAUGCCAGCACACUGAGCAUGUCCUACUGCUCCACGGAUGGACCUACACUAUGCCAACUGACCAGAGAUCAGCUGUUAAACAUGUUUGGAAUGUCCCUCGGGACUCAGCUCUACCAGAGCCUGGUGGAACUCAAGGCCAAAUAUGAUCUGAAUGAGACCUGUAAGCUUCUGGACAACUUCCUAGAGGAGUUCCCAGACUUCCCUCUGCUCAGCACAGUAGAAGUGAACGAAGUUGUGAGAGACACCAGCUACACUGACUUCUCACACAUCUUCAAGAACUUCGAAAACAUGAAGCCGCUCAGCGAUAACGGAUACGAGUCCGACAGCAUGCACAGCUCCUCGUCAGGUGGAAUGUUGAGCUUCCAGAACCCCAGCUCUCCAGAAUCUAGGAGCAGUGAGUCUGACCCAGAGUUCUCCUACCCUCAGUUCGCAAAAGUGCACAUAAAGACAGAAAGGGGAGAGAUGAAGAAGAGAGGCAGAGGAAGACCUCCCAAACUCAGCCGAGACACCAAACACUUCUACCAGACCUCCACAAAGAGCAAACAUGCGCCUCGUGGGACCCACCUGUGGGAGUUCAUUAGGGACAUCCUGAUCCACCCAGAGCAGAACCAAAACCAGGCUCUGAUGAAGUGGGAGGACCGCCGUGAGGGUGUCUUCAAGUUCCUCAAAUCUGAGGCUGUGGCCCAGCUGUGGGGGCAGAAGAAGAAGAACAGCAGCAUGACCUAUGAGAAACUCAGCCGCGCCAUGAGAUACUACUAUAAGAGAGAGAUCCUGGAUAGAGUGGAUGGUAGACGGCUGGUCUAUAAGUUUGGGAAGAAUUCCACCGGCUGGAAGGUGGAAGAGACCGAGCUGCAUGGCAUGUGAGAUACAAGGCAGGAGACAGGACAGGUAGAGACCAAUGGCCAAGAGAGGCGAAGGUAUAAACUGGACAGACCAGUUCCCCUGGGCCCUAUUGUAGAUAGGAUGACCCAGUCUCUGGAUGACAGCUCUACUCUACCUGAAAGAAUAUAAAGACACUUACUUCUCUUCUUCCAGGGGAGGUGUUGCAGAAAAUUUAAGCCAGUGUUUUUGGCUCCAGUAGGUUUUAUGAACCGAUAUAGUUAUUGUACAGUAAUUAUGUGUAUUUCGAUUUUGAAUCAGGCAUUGUUGUGGACAUCGCUCUGUGCCUACCAGUGGUAGGUAUGAUGGUAUGUCUGUUAAUUUGUUUUCAGUUAUAUUCUAGAUAAUAGUGGUCCUGUAUGACUGGAUGUCUCAGUUGGUAGAGCAUGGUGCUUGCUAAUGCCAGGCAUGUGGGUUCAAUUCCCAGGAGCACCCAUAUGUGAAAUGUAUGCACGCAUGACUGUAAGUCGCUUUGGAUGAAAGUGUCUGGUUAAUAUAACAAUAAAGACAUUUACAUUGUGUGGGUGUAACUCACCUUGUGUGUCACUAUGACAACCGCCUGGGCAUUAUGAUUUUUACUGUGGCAAUGUAAGCACCGGAUAUGUUUGUAUUGUUUUUUGUUUCUAUUGAUAUUUAACAAGUGACAGUCUAUCCCUGUGCAGCCUAUCAUUUUUCUAUGUCUAUUUGCAAGACGGCUAGUUGCCAAACUUUUGACUUCUAAAUUGAGCCAAUGGUUAGAAGAGCCUCAUGUUGUGUUUUACUCUUCUGGAAGUUAUGGGUAUAUAAGGUCUUGUGUUAAAUUGUAAACCUGAUAUGAAGGAGGGAGGAGACUAAAUGGAGGACAAACAAAAUAUAGAGAAGAGGGAGAGGGAACUAAAUGAAGGGAUACUCAUUUAUAAACUAUCAGUGAUACGAUGUUGUGUACUUCGCUGUUUCAGCGUGAAUGUUGUCUAUGAGGUAUGUGUCCUUUGUAGCCAUAUUCAUAUUUUUGUAUCUCACCAGACGAGACCUACGUCAGAUUAAAACAAAUCAGCGACUCAACUCCUGUUCUUCAUGAUUUUUAGUUCUGUUAUGCAGCUGGUCUGUUUCCUUCUAGAUCACUCAAUAUCAUGAGUAUAAGAAUUCAAUCUCAGAUUGUAUCGUUUGUGAUAUUUUCACACGCAUGUAUGUACAGCACAUUGUCUUGUUUUGUACAGUUAAGAGCCUUUUUACGGAAAUAAACUGUUUUAAAUAA